Messenger RNA from Sclerotinia trifoliorum, 2429 nucleotides. The record is from the annotation of a GenBank genome assembly. NCBI's taxonomy places the organism in Eukaryota, Fungi, Ascomycota, Leotiomycetes, Helotiales, Sclerotiniaceae.
UAUUCCCAUGAUUGAAACUGCCUCGAGAUUUAACUUUCCACGAAUUGAUCUGCGUUUGUUCCUUUCAAGCGGGAAGCUUCCUGGGACAUGUUAGAUGCAGCCAGUGAAGGAUCUAGCCUGUGUAGAUAUGGUUAGUUAAACUUGGAACUUAUGCUACCGAUCGAAGGUUCCAAUACAACAUGUUUUCCGUAAUCGGAGGGGUGAUUCAAUGAUAUUUAUUUAUUGUGUUGCCUUGUGUGUCUGGAAGCUACAGUCAGUAACCUUACUGGAUAGAUAGGUAUUUCCCUGUACAAUGCAGAACUAACCGCGUUAGUCCUGAGAGAUAAGCAAUUUCCACGACCCCGGAAUCUAUCCCUAUCCGAUGACCGCAUACCUACAUACAGUUCUUAUCCCUCAUUCUCCAAACCUUUGAACAGACAACCAAUACUACUCAGCUCAAAUCGACUUUUUCGACCGUCUCAAGAGUUGACUGUAUGUUAGAGAUAUAUCCAUAGAUUUGACUACCAUGGAAGCAUCCUCCUUGGUCCUGGUAUGUUGCUAUUAUUCGCUCAAACAUCAUCUUCCCCUUUAGCUGAUAACAAUAUAGGCCCAUGAUCACGCUCGCGCUGCAGCUGUUGCGACGCAUAGUUCCGAUACAACUGUUGCAAUAAAUGAACACGCCUUGGCUGCCGGAGAAUUUGCAAAAGCCGCAUCAGGAACUGGAAGCGCAGAAGCUUUGAGGACUUUAAGACUUCUAGAACACCAUCACCAGCGGCUGUCAGAACUCCUUCGAUACCCUGCCGAACAUCCUGUUACUCCGAACGCCAACGAGGCCGAGAUCAAAACAGUCACAGAAAAACCAGUAUCGCCGUCUGCAGCUGUAACAGAAUUACGCGCUUCGAAAUCAGACCUUAGCCGUCGCGCAUCCACUGCUCGAAAUGCCACAGGCUCGCAAACCCCUAGGCGCCUUCCUCCGCGCGAACUCUCUUCUUCAAUCGCAAGCAAUUUAGCUUCUGCAAGAGGUAUACGCUCAGGUCAUAAUCGCCCGUCUCUCUCACCAAGUGUAUCGUCUCUACAAGCUCCAGUUAAUAUUGAAGGACGGCGAGAAGCUAGCAAACGACCGAAAGUUCCAUCCAUUCCAGAGUAUACUACAUCUAGGCCUAGUUGGGUUCCCCCUCAACCUACACAAAACAAAGCAGACCCUCAAACUUCUACAUCACGAACAUCUGCAGUCGCCGAGCCCAAAUCAUCUCUUGCAAUUGCCCAAGAUGAGGGGUUCUCUAAGUUCUACAAUGCCUUCAAUAGUGUAGUCUAUAAGUUAUCAGCUCCCUUGGCUUUUGCUGGAUUACCUCUAUUCUCGGAAACCGAUCCGUCUCCGACGUCACUAGAGGUACCAUCCACAACCACUCGCAAAAGUAAACCCCGGAGCAGGGAAAGGAUACCCACUGAAGAGCCUGAUCUCACCAAGUACAUAUCUAAACCAGCUCUUCGUGCAAUGGCUCGUGAUGGUCAUCCAGGCAAUGAUUCUUUUUACGUCGUUCCUACCACUGGUCACACUGUAUCAUACGCACAUAUUCUCUCCUUUGAGAAAAAAGAACAACGUCGUUUAGCAGCUUCCAUGCACAGCGCAGAUCCCGAUCUAUUCCCUGAUCCAAAUGACGAGGAUGAUUUUGUUGAUGCCCGUGAAACACCAAUGCCUAAUUUUCCGAGCAACUCGAAAAGAAAUCGCCGUCUUGCUGGUAGAGAAACAGAUACACGCAUCGAGGAAUUAGAUCUUGAAAACAAGAGUCUUAAGCAAUGUAUCGACAAACUUAGCAACCGACUCCAUGCAUUCGAAAUGGCAGCGCAGAAUAGUAGUAUGGCUCUACAAGAAAGUAUGCGCCUAAUGCGCCCUGAAGAUAGAAGUCCAGGUGGAGGACCAAAUGAUGAAAUGAUCAGAAGGAGAUUAAUUGAACUCGAAGAACAAAUGAGGAUAAGAAAUAAAGAAAAUGAGAGACUAUUCCGGGAAAAUGAAAAGUUAAGAGAAACAGUCGCCAAGUAUAGGAAUAGAUGGGAUAUAUUGAAAGCGGGAGCAAAGACCAGAAGGGAUAAUAAAGAAUCAAGUCUGAAGGGGCCGGAAUCGAGAGACGGGAGCGUGAAAGAUGGGAGUAGUGUAAAUGGCGCGAGUGGGAAGGAUAUGAAGGAGGCCAGAGAGAAGGAAGUAGGCAGUGGAAGGUUUCUGGCGGGUUAGUUUGUUGCUACAUAUCCUGAAUGAUAUGAUGAUAUGAUGCAAUAUGACCUCCUUGAGACUUUCCAGUCUCGAUAUUAUCAGGAACAUGUGCAAAGCGCAAUUCAAUCCCGGCUAUAGCUACCUACCUACCUACCUACCUACCUAGAUAGAGUAUCUUCUAGCAUAGGAAGCGGUAAAAGGUAUAUUUCAAAUAAAUCAUAUCAUCAUCAUCCAUCUACAG